Molecule: messenger RNA, 1011 nt
Organism: Caenorhabditis briggsae
Lineage: Eukaryota; Metazoa; Nematoda; Chromadorea; Rhabditida; Rhabditidae
Gene: Cbr-srab-26
Product: Protein CBR-SRAB-26
Exons: 8
Coding region: 1-1011 (336 amino acids)
Source: RefSeq, a predicted model, not a curated record
AUGAAUGCCAACUGCUCAGCGAUGCUUGCCUUGGCAUCUUCCAGCCCUCUGAAGCUCUCGAUUGUCUACAACCUCAUUAUAGCCUGCAUCGGCUUCCCAAUGUUCUUUUGGGCUUCUAUAAGAUUAUGGUCGGGAUCCUUCACUAAGAACUUCCACAAAAACUUCCGUCUCAUCAUUCAAAUGCAUCUUCUCGGAUUCAUAAUUCAUUGCUACGGACGAGUCAUUCUUCACUCACUCGACCUGUACAACUACCACUUCCGAGAUCCGUGCGACAUGAUUCCGGACAUUUACAGAUGUUUCGUGUUCCGAUUGAUGUAUAACUCGGGUAUGUGGAUCACCAUCUGCACGGCCGUCUCACUGAUUAUCGAACGGAUGAUUGCCACAUAUUUGAGAGGACAAUACGAGAAUCAGUACAUUUGGAUUGGGAUCCUCCUCAUGUUUCUAGCGCCAGCUAUUGCGUCUUUCCCACUGUAUCUGGCCUACUCUAAUCUCAAGUUCGAUGGUGUUUUCAUGCCCUACUGCUCGGUAUACAAACCAGGACAUCCGGAAAUCGCCAAUCUGAACUCAGGAGUUGCAAUUGGAGCCCAGAUUAUUGCUCGGAUUAUGUUUGGAUACCUCUUCCAUCUCAACAAGAAGCUCCGUGAGAAAAUGCAAAGAUCCAGUUUGUCCACCAGAUUCCAGCUAGAGCAGAACAAAACUUCUACACAAUGUCUGAAAAUCUACGCCAACAUCAGCACAAUCUUUCUCAUACUCCAGAUUGGUUCCUUCACUUAUCUUCUCAAAGUGGCACCGGGAAUCCCGAAAGAACAUUAUCUGGCUCUGAUGGAAUUGAACUGUCAGUUUCCACUCUACGGAAUAAUCACAGUUCUUCUUGUAACCAAGAGAAUAUCCUCGGUCCGGAACCACAUCAGCUCCACUCUUACAUCCCAACUCAAUCUUGAUCGGAAGGAGGCGUACUUCGCGAACUUCAACCAACAAAUCGGAGCUGUCAAGCCACUGCCGAAGAAAUAA